GAAACUUCUUUUUUCUUAUUAAAAUACGAAAAGUAAUGAUAAGAUUUGCUUUUCAAAAUAAUUAUUUAAAAACUUGUUUAAAUCCUUAUCACUCUUUAAUUUCAAAAAAGCGUAUCGUUUCAAUUUCAAUUAGAACUAUGGUCACUAUUGUAGAUAUUCCCAAGCUUAAAGACCCUUCUUUGUUUAAGGAAGCUGGUUUUAUUAAUAAUGAAUGGACAAAUAUGGGGGUUACAGAGAUGUUCCCCGUCACAGAUCCUGCAACUGAUAAAGAAAUAGGUCAAUUACCAGAUAUGGGUGCUAAUGAAGUGAAAAAAGCCGUUGAUAUCGCCCAUCAUGCCUUCAAGUCUUGGUCACAAACGACUGGUGAACAACGUCAUGAUUUACUCUUGAAAUGGUAUCGCGCUAUAAUGGAGAAUGUAGAUGAUUUGGCUAUUAUCUUAACUCAUGAAAAUGGAAAGACAUUAAAGGAAGCUAAAGGUGAGGUUGCUUAUGGUGCUUCCUUUUUCCAAUGGUUUGGUGAAGAAGCCAUUCGUACUUAUGGUUCAGUUAUUCCUGCUCAUGUUCCUGGACAACGUUAUGUAACAAUCAAACAGCCUGUUGGUGUAGUGGGUAUCAUUACCCCAUGGAAUUUCCCUGCCGCUAUGAUCACUCGUAAGGUAGGCGCUGCUUUAGCUGCUGGUUGUACAGUGGUCAUCAAGGCAGCCUCAGAAACUCCUUAUUCUGCUUUAGCUUUAGCUGAGCUCGGUAAGCGUGUCGGUAUCCCUCCUGGUGUGAUCAAUAUCAUUCCUACUCAUGAACAUACAAAAGAGGUUGGCUCUGAAUUAUGUACUAAUCCUACAGUUAAGAAAAUUUCUUUCACUGGUUCUACUGCUAUUGGUAAAUUAUUAAUGUCUCAAGCUUCGGGAACAAUGAAGAGAGUUUCUAUGGAGUUAGGUGGUAAUGCAUCCUUUAUUAUUUUUGAUGAUGCUGAUAUUUCUAAUGCUAUUGAUGCUACAAUUGCCUGUAAAUUUAGAGGCACAGGUCAAACAUGUAUCUCGGCUAAUCGUAUUUAUGUACACAAGAAAAUUUACAAGGAAUUUUCAACUGCUCUUGUUGAGAAAGUCAAAAAGUUUCAAAUGGGUCAUGGUUUUGAUGAUAAAGCUACCUAUGGUCCCCUCAUCAACAGUAAGGGUGUCGAAAAGGUCAAAAGACAUGUUGAAGAUGCUAUCAAAAAUGGUGCUGAAUUAUUAGUAGGAGGAAAACAUCAUGGUGGUAAUUUUUAUGAGGCCACAGUUUUGGGGAAUAUGCGUCCUGACAUGUUAAUUCAUAAUGAAGAAACCUUUGGCCCUAUAGCUGCCCUUUUCCCAUUUGACUCUGAGGAAGAGGUUAUCAAGCUUGCUAAUGAUACCCCAUUUGGUUUAGCAAACUAUUUCUUUGCUCGUGAUAUUGGCCGAUGCUGGCGUGUAGCUGAACGCUUAGAAUCAGGUAUGGUGGGCAUCAACACAGGGUUGAUUUCUAGUUGCUAUACACCAUUUGGAGGCAUUAAGGAAUCUGGUUUAGGUCGUGAGGGAUCUCAUGUUGGUAUUGAUGAUUAUAUGAAUAUCAAAUAUAUUAACAUGGGUGGUAUUUAAAGAUACCAUAUUGAAUGACUUUUAAUAAAACUUUUCAUGUUAUAUAUAAAUAUAUUAGAUGAUGUUGGAGAGGGGAAGGGGCUUCUAAUAAAUUUUACGUAUUAAGAGGAAGGGAGGGAAGUCAGUAUGUUCAGCUUUAUAUUAAAGUUU
Cokeromyces recurvatus is the source of this 1760-nucleotide messenger RNA. Its product is annotated as Aldehyde/histidinol dehydrogenase. Gene Ontology annotation, biological process: GABA catabolic process. The coding region runs from base 36 to 1610 and encodes 524 amino acids. The record is from RefSeq and is a predicted model, not a curated record. The transcript has 5 exons. NCBI's taxonomy places the organism in Eukaryota, Fungi, Mucoromycota, Mucoromycetes, Mucorales, Mucoraceae. Gene Ontology annotation, molecular function: succinate-semialdehyde dehydrogenase (NAD+) activity.